AUGUCACACAUUUCUAAAGUUAAUUUCAAAGGUAUACUCAUUGGCAAUGGUUUGACUGAUCCAAUCAAUCAACUGACAUACGAUAAGACACUAUUGAAUUUGGGAUUAAUAGAUGAAAAUGAAGACAAAGAAAUGCAAAAUAUUCAAAAUAAUUUUAAAGGUUUUGCAAAAUCCAAAGAUUAUCGCAAAGCAACGGAAGUGUUUCUAAAGCUAUUUACUACCGGUUAUCUAACCAACAUAACUGGUUAUCUGGGUUUUCACGAUAUUGAUAAUAGUGGUAACAAAUUAGAGUCAUUGAAAUAUGUCGACCAAUAUGUUACACAACCGUCGGUUCGCAGUGCUAUACAUGUCGGUAAUGUUGUCUAUAAUAUGACGAGUCAAGUAGUUUUUGAAUACAUGUUUGAAGACUUUAGCCGAUCGGCUGAACCAAAUCUGACGGCAAUCAUUGACAACGGAUCCAAAGUAUUGUUAUUUACCGGAAAUUUUGAUAUUAUUUGCGGCGUCGAGUCUACCAAUGGAUUACUAAUGAAUAAAAAUUGGAAAUAUUAUAACGAUUACAAUAGAGCCAAACGAGACAUUUGGAGAGUCAAUACAAACGAUACACAAAUAGCCGGUUAUGCAAAAAGUUUCGGUAAUUUUACUCACGUUAUCGUACGUAAUGCCGGUCACGUUUCACUGGCAGACCAGCCCAGGUCUACACUAGAUAUGGCCAUCAGAUUUGUCAAAUCUCUGCCGUUUGGACACUAA
Oppia nitens is the source of this 747-nucleotide messenger RNA. RefSeq names its product probable serine carboxypeptidase CPVL. NCBI's taxonomy places the organism in Eukaryota, Metazoa, Arthropoda, Arachnida, Sarcoptiformes, Oppiidae. The transcript has 3 exons. The coding region runs from base 1 to 747 and encodes 248 amino acids. Gene Ontology annotation, molecular function: serine-type carboxypeptidase activity. Gene Ontology annotation, biological process: proteolysis. The record is from RefSeq and is a predicted model, not a curated record.